ACCAAUUAAAGCUACCACAUGAACUCGUUUGGAUGGAUAUUACUUCAGUAGAAGAAGCAUAUUCCGCUAUCAGGAAUAUGAACAUACGAGGUGCACCAGCAUUGGCAUCCUUAGCUACUCUUUCUGUCGCACAGAGAUUGCACAAUAGCAGCUACAACAACUCUCAAGAGCUUAAGAAAGAAGUAAAGCAAGUUUGCGAUUACCUCUAUCAAUCCAGACCAACAGCUGUAAACCUUGGUAUUGCUCUUGACCAGCUUAGACAGGCUGCAGAGAUAGACAGUGACAGCGUUGACAACAUAAAGAAGGCUGUAAUUUACCAAGCCAUUCUAGUUUGGUCAGAGGACGUCGAGAGAAAUAAGCAGAUGUCUGAUAAUGGCGCACAAUGGCUUAUCAACAAUUUAGAAUCAUCCGGGAAGAUCGAAAAAGGCGGCAAAAUAUCAAUCCUGACUGUCUGUAAUACUGGUUCAUUGGCAACUUCAGGUUAUGGUACUGCAUUUGGUAUGAUCACUCGUUUGCAUGAGUUAGGUAGACUUGAAAGAGCAUACUAUGCUCAAACAACGCCUUACCAUCAAGGUACCAGACUAACCGCUUUUGAAUUCACUCAGUUGGGCAUACCAAGUUGUUUAGUAUGUGAUACGGCUGUCGGAUCACUCAUUUCAUCCGGUAUCGUCCAAGCAGUCACUGUCGGUGCUGACAGAAUCGCACUUAAUGGUGAUACAGCUAACAAAAUUGGUACAAUGCAAUCAGCAAUGUUUGCUAAAACGUUCAAUAUUCCGUUCACAGUUGUUGCUCCACGCGCCAGUGUGGACUCCAACUUGAACGAUGGUCGGUCGAUUCCUAUUGAAUUGCGUGCAGCUAGCGAAGCUGUAACUGUCCGCGGUAUUGAAUUAGAUAGUGGGAAGCAAACAUCUGUACGUAUCGCACCUAAAGAAGUCGGUGCGACUGGGUUACAUACCGUAUACAACCCUGGAUUCGAUAUUACGCCAUCACAACUCAUCUCUGCUGUUGUUCUCGAGACUGGUGUAGCUGAGAGCAAGAAUGGUAGUAUCGACGUUAAGUCCUUGCUGUGAUUUCAUUUGAUAUACAACUUUAGAUUUACAUAGUCAUCAUGUUCGGAUUGCGUAGACAAAUGCGUCAGACCCCUUACCUGUUGCACAUUGCUGGUGCGUCGCAAUGAGAUCCCCAGCCGCCUCAUGCUUCUGUAGAAGAUCAUAUACUUGACGAUUACCAAUAACAUUUGGAGAGUCCUCAGUCGGAUCGAGGAAACGUUGUGCAUUCUGAACAGUAUUGUCGACAACAAUGAUUGCACCUUUACGUGUGCGCUUAAUGGCUUCAGUGAGGUACACAGGUGAAUUGUUUUUAUCAGCGUCAAUGAAAACAAAGUCAAAGUUAUCGUCUAAAGUAACUAUAGUGUCAAGUGCAGGUCCUGUGCGAAUAUCUACUUGCGCCGAGACGUUGGCGUUGCGAAUGUUAUCGCGUGCGACAUCUGCAAAAGCCGGGUUAAACUCGCAACUUAUGAGUUUUCCAUCUGCUGGGAGAGACCUUGCAAGCCAUAUGCUACUAUAACCCCCAAGUGUGCCCACUUCGAGGAUCCUUUUGGCACCGAUAAGUUUAGCCUGCAUCAUGAGGAACUUCCCUUGUGUUGCACUGACACUGAUAGGUGGUAGACCAUUCUUUGCGCUGUUUUUGAGUGCAUAAGACAAGGCUGGAUCAUUACCUAUGAGCUUGCCCUCAGCGAAUUCAUCUACUUGUUGGAAUAUAGCGGUUUCUGUUAACAUGAUUGUAGAGUUUGAAAUUGAUUGUUGCUAUUUAUGGCAUGAGUCCCAUUUACAUCGGGAUUUCGAUUACAUCAGUCCGAAUGAUAAAGAUCAAUUAGGUACGGACUGCGUAGCUAUAUGUACAUAACGUCUUUCAAAGUAUGUAUAUGUAUGUAAGUAUCAAUGCUAGGGUCACCAUUUGCUUUUCGUCAGAAUUUCUAGUACACAAUCUCG
Wallemia mellicola CBS 633.66 is the source of this 1991-nucleotide messenger RNA. RefSeq names its product putative translation initiation factor. Bases 33 to 1070 code for a protein of 345 amino acids. NCBI's taxonomy places the organism in Eukaryota, Fungi, Basidiomycota, Wallemiomycetes, Wallemiales, Wallemiaceae. The record is from RefSeq and is a predicted model, not a curated record. Gene Ontology annotation, molecular function: S-methyl-5-thioribose-1-phosphate isomerase activity. The transcript is spliced from 4 exons.